AUGAACGAAAAAGUUAUGCUCAAGUUCAAGCAUAAUGAUGUAUUCAGUACCCCGAUAACCACGGAAGAAAUAGUUACAACUGUGAAGAGUUUACCAAAUGGCAAAGCACCUGGAAUCGAUGGAAUUAGUUAUGAGCACAUAAAGUACCGAGGUAAGGUCGUUAUUGAUGCCUUAUUGAGACUUUUUAAUUUGAUUAUUGAGUCUGAAAAAAUUCCUGUCUGUUUCAAAUUGGCGAUUUAAAUCGGAAAGGAAAUAAAACCCAAAAGGAAAUAAAAAUUCUCGAUCAUAUGAUGACCAUCGACGGAUAAGUUUACUACCGAGUAUACAUAAAAUUCGUGAACGAAUUGUUUCAUCAAGACUACUAAGGGAACCGGAAUAUCUUCAUCACACCUUUCAGGGUGGUUACCAAAAGCAGCAAGAUGCUUUAACAACAUGUUUUACGAUUGAAGAAGUUAUUAAUCAAUGUUUGGAAGAAAAGAAAAAAGUCUAUGUUGCUUACAUGGACAUUAGGAAAGCUUUUGACACAAUGGGGAUCAAUUCUAUGCUUUUCAAAUAAUUAAUUGUAUCAUAACAAAGGCAUCUGUGGUAAAGCCUGGCGACUUAUUAGAGACAGGUAUAUAUUGAUAUGGCAGAGUUUGUGCCUAUUGAAGGGAAAAGUUCUCGAACAUACAUUAUUCAACACGGAACAAGGCAUGGGGAUGUUCUCUCGCCAUGGCUUUUCCUAGUUUUCAGUGAUGACCUGAUUGAGGAGUUACAGCGCACGAUGUUUAUCUCGGAUCGCCUAUGUUUGCAGACGACUUGACUAUGCUUUCGCGAAAGAAAUCAGGGCUGGACAAAAUGUUACAGACUUCGUGCGAAUAUAGUAACAAAUCGCAAUUUACGUUUAAUAUUGAGAAAACUGUUGUUCUAACUUAUGGUGAGAAGCAAGAAGAGCACGGUACAAAUUGCGUUAUUAGAAAAUGGAAACUUGGCUCACUGGGCAUAAGUGGAAAGGAUACAUGGUCAAAUUUGGGAAAAAUCUGGGAUAUAAACAAACAUUCUUCAGCCGCUGUUUUAAGCGCAGUCGGUAGAGGAAGGGAGGUAUGCUUCUUGGAUCUCGGUAUGGUGGAUUGAAUCCUAUCAUUGCAUCCUAUCUAUGGAAGCGGAUUGGUAUUUCUAAAUUUCUUUACGGAUCCAAACUUUGGAUAUUGAGUAAAAACGAUCUUACUGAGUUGGAACGGGUCCAAAAUAUUACGCUUCGUAUUAUGCAUGGCCUUAUCCCUGGCACAUCUGGCCGGCGGCUGGGGGACUCUUGGGAAUGUUAUCAAUCGAAGCCGAAAUUGAUAGGCGUAAACUUUAUUUCCUGGGAAGGCUGAUAAAUAUCAGUGCUGGUGUACUAUGCCGACGUGUUUUGUUCAUCAGAUUGGCUCGUUGGAAAUGGAAUCAUAGAAACAACAUGACCGGCUUUGUACCGGACAUAGUGUAUGUUUUGACAAAAUAUGAUCUUUUGGAUUAUUUGAUGGAAUUUGUCUCAACAGAUUGUUUUCCGGCGAAGAAGAAUUGGAAGAAAAUUGUUAACCUGCGUGUAUAUGAAAAAUACAAUUGCGUUUGGCAAGAGAAAAUUAAAAGAAACAAACAGUUAUAUUUCUAUUCACAGAUCAAUACUAGCAACGAAAUUUCUGAAUGGUACCUUCUUGCAAAUGAGUAUCCCAAGAACCUUCUUGAAAUAACUAAUGUCAUAAGACUGCUCUUUGAAUCAUAUAAGAUCACGGGGAAACGUGUUUGUAACCCAGUUGUACACCCAGACUUAUUCGAAAUAUGUAAAAAAAAGUUAUGUUAACCCUGUAAAUCGCGGGUUGUUGUACUGUUUAUAGCCUCACACAAUGAGAGGGAGAACCCGUGGAACUGGAUAGUGGAUAAUUUUGAAAUUGAAUCAACAGUAAAUUUAGUAGCCUUAUCUGACUCAGAUUUUAUAUUGACAAUACUAGGACAAAAUAGAGAGACAUUGGGCUUAGAUAACCAACAGAGAAAAGCAUUUUUGCUAAAAUCGGCAAACUAUACUUCAUAUUGCUUUAUAGAACCGUUAUUUCAAUAUAUAGCUGGUAACUGAAAUUAUACCAAUUAAGUGAUUGUAAUUAAUGUUGUAAUUAAUUCUUUUUUUAUUCUGUACUGUAAAAAUACUCUCCAGAAAUUGGAGGAAAAUGUGAAGGAAAAUGUCUUCGAACUAGAUCUGGUUUAGGGGAAAUUACAAAACGUUGAGCAAAGCCUUAUGAAAACAAGUGAACCUUUUGAAAAGAUCAAGAAAAAUUUGCAUACGCCGGAGACAAAGGCAAACAAUAAUGAGCCUCCGGGGGCGGCUGUGGAAGCAACAAUUAAUUUAGAUAGUGCGAGUAAAAGCACGGAGUCAAUUAAUUACACUAAGAAUGCAAAUGACACUCUAUUAAUGUGGAUGCCAAUAGCUUGAAUGAUAAAUCGAAAACAACUAAUGUAACUUGCGGUACAGCAGAUGUGAGUGAGAAUUCUCAAGUUAUCGAGUCGGACGAAGAUGUAGUGCAGAACUCGGAAGUAAAUCGUGUUGAUAGUAGUAUCAAUCGUGUUGAUAUUGAAUUUGUUGGUAUGCAGAGGAAAGCAGUUAAACGUAUAUUUCUCGGUGGUAUUAAAGUAGGUGUAACAACUCAGAAAAUCGUGCGAUAUAUGAAAGACAGAGGCAUUGAACCGACUUUUGUUCGCUUGAUGAAAAGUAAAAGAAAAAGGACAACGUCAGCAAAGACUUCGACACCGUCAAAGAGUCCAAGUUUUGGCCUGAAGGGGUUCGUGCAAGAUCGUGGCUAUCGCAAGUUAAAUGGCAAAAUAAUCUGGGAAAAGAACAUUCAGCUGAAAAAUGAAUCCUAA
Messenger RNA from Paramuricea clavata, 2871 nucleotides. NCBI's taxonomy places the organism in Eukaryota, Metazoa, Cnidaria, Anthozoa, Malacalcyonacea, Plexauridae. The record is from the annotation of a GenBank genome assembly.